UUUCCUGCUUUCAAAAUGAAAAUAGAAUCAGUGACGGGAACCACAUGUUUACAUCCGGGGCAUCAAAAUGGCGGCGAGAGAUCCGAAAGGUCGUUUUGCUGGCCAGAAAAAGCCAUGAUAGAUAGCAUUGGUGGUUCCGGGAAGGUUAACAACAUGCUCUCCACUCUAAACAUAGCCCCGAUUAAUAAGAGGAAUCUGCAAGAUAUGGAACGACGUGCAGGAAGAUUUGUAGAGUCUGUUGCCCAACAAUCUAUUGACACAGCAGCCCAAGAAACCUUUCAGAAAGAAAUGAGUGAAAUUUCCCAAGAGGAGUCCAAAGUUGCUGCAGCCAGCAUGGAGUGUUUAAUAGAAGAUCUGGGUAUUGCAGCAUUACCAGAUACAUCACCAGCAACUAAGUCCAUCUUACAAAGCUCAUUAGUAACAGCAAGUAUGCCAAGUAAUGUGACAGAUAGUGUUGACACCCCAUCUCCCUCACCACGGAGACACAGAAGAAAGUGUAGACCGUUUGGCCAUGGUAGGAGUACGACCAUCCGAAAAAAUCUUCUGUCCAAGUACAAGGCCAAGAGUCGAUAUGGUAUGUCUUGCUCUGCUGAUACUGCUUGGCAGAAACGUGGAUUUGACAGUCUAACGUCUCAUACAUUCUUUAUGAGUUCUUCAAAGAUGGGGAAGAAGAUUGUAAAGAGCGUCAUCAGCCACCGGCAGUGCACAACCUGCAACUGGUGGAGACGUCACCGACCCGGCCAGCCACUACGGCAACAUCGCUGUGUACGGAACCACUCGGGUAGUGCCCGUUCUAUGGAGAGUGAAAGUGGAGAGAAAGCUAUACUGGAUCUAGCUAAAGCAGGUACCCCGGUGGAAAUCCUUGAAGGUGAUGGUGACAACACUUUAUUGGCCAGACUGAAAAGCAAGCAUGGAAUCAGUCUGAAAAAGAAAUAUGACAAAAACCAUGUGAUCAAAAACUUAGGCAAAAGCUUGUAUGGUUUACAAAAUGAGAAGGGAAUCAAAAUAAGCAAGAUAUCAAUAAGUCAUAUCCAAAAGUGUGUCUCAUAUGCCCUUUCAAAGAAUAGCGGGGACUUACAUGGAUUACAAGAGAAUCUGAGAGCAAUUAUUCCUCAUAACUUCGGUGAUCAUCAGUUAUGUCAGCCAAGGUUUUGUGGUUAUCUAAGGAAUAAAGAUGUAUCCUAUGUUCACCGUUCACUACCCUACAAAUCUAGUUUGACUGGUGAGACAUUGAGAAAACGGCUAGAGGACAUUAUGACACCUUUCAUUGCCAAAGCGAGCCAGCUCAUUGAAUUGGGAUCCAGUCAGCAGUGUGAGCACGCCAACCGUGAGGUAUCGCUCAAAGCUCCAAAGAACAUCUACUAUGGCGGGACUGAGGCUUUAGACUUCAGAGUACAGGCCACAGCAGCUUUUAUCAAUGAAGGCAGGAACUAUAUAGUAGAGUUACUACGUUUUGCAGUUGAUAGUUACAUUGUUUGGUUGUCUUCUACAGUUACAAGUAAACAAAAGUGCUGAUCUGUCCCCUGGACACCACACACAAGAGUAUGCAAAGCAGUGUGCCAGCAAACGCAAAAAAUGUCAAGAAACGUUCUGUAAGCCUUCUGCAAAAGGAAGACGUUUAUUCCUGAAGAAAGAGCGUGCUGUCAACCAGUCGGCUACAGAGUCACUGGAAGGCAUGAC
Molecule: messenger RNA, 1680 nt
Organism: Mercenaria mercenaria
Lineage: Eukaryota; Metazoa; Mollusca; Bivalvia; Venerida; Veneridae
Exons: 7
Coding region: 16-1515 (499 amino acids)
Source: RefSeq, a predicted model, not a curated record